Klebsormidium nitens is the source of this 3894-nucleotide messenger RNA. Lineage: Eukaryota; Viridiplantae; Streptophyta; Klebsormidiophyceae; Klebsormidiales; Klebsormidiaceae. The record is from the annotation of a GenBank genome assembly.
AUGCAGAGCCCACCCGGUCCUCGACUGGAUUCGGCAGUUUUGACCGCACCGCCGGCUGCGGGGCCCUGCCAGCCUGCACGCCUUGCAAAACAUCAUAACAGCCAUCUACCAGCAAGGUUAGACUGGGUAGGGCCAGAUGAGGUCUGGUUUCAGCGCUCCUCAAAAGCGCAGCCAUGGCGCCAGCUGAAAGCGCUGCUGGGAGAGGAGCUGAAGCCCCUCGUUCUCAAGGAUCAGGAAGCGAAGCAAGAGUUUGGGGGGCGGCGUGGUAGUACUGCAGCUGAGGCUGCACUCAACAGAGGGCGGAGAGCAGGGGAGGUCCCGAGAGCAAACGCCCCCUCAACGGAGAGACGCAGCCAAGCUUCGCCCACGGACUCCCGCGACGCCGAUGGCCGCCUUACCAUCGCUGCGCAAGCUGCCAAGUUCAUCAACGCCAUCAAGGGAGGGCAGUGCGUCUUGUACAGUGUCGGAGAAGAGGACUCUCCGAGCACAGUGUACCUUGGCACUGCUUGGGAUCACAAUAAUGCAAGACCAAAGCCGCUGGGACGGCCGAGCAAGGUGCGGGCGCUGCUUGAAACGGUCCAUUGGGACACAAGAGGGGUCCCAAGCUGCACGUGUGAUCGGGGGCGGCUGUACUUCAACGCCCCAUGCGUCCACAAGCUCGCGCUGCAGGCGCUGGAAAGACCAAGGCAAGCAAGCCACAUCUCUCUGCAGAAGGGGCCCAGGAUGGUUGAGGCACCUUGCAGACCAGGCGAAAGAGUCUUCGGCGUGUAUUGGAACGCAGCGUCCCCCUCGCCGCAAAGGACCAUGGUGCACUUUGGCGCCAGCAAGCAGUUCCCUUGGUAUUGCGAAGGAAGACAAAGCGGUUGUUCAAAGACCGCUGACUGCAGCCACAUCCUGGAGGUGAAGAGAGCCUUGCAGCGGCCAGAUGGGGUUCACAGGGUGAGCGGGUGUCUCUUUUUGGAGGCGCAGCUCGAGCGGGCCCUAGUUUCCGUUCAUCAUGGGGGAAAUGUCGUGCGAGUUGGGGCAGGAGGUGCAGCAGCGAACGGCGUGCCUGCGGGAUGCGCUGACACCCAUGCAUCAGAUUCGAAUGAAGCCCAGGGCUCCCCUUCGGAGGACGCACCCCAAGAGCUGGAACAGUAUCUCCUCGAGCUGGUCACUGGCGGCCACCACGAGGCGACCUGCAAGGGGGAGACCUGCUUCUGCAAGCAGCAUCCUAGGUUGUUUGGCGGGGUUGUUACGGACGUCGGGGCGUGUGCAUCAGGGUGUUGCAGCUCCGCGUCUGCAAGCGGGAAGCGGGCUCGAUCGGAGCAAGUGGAUGGGAGCGCACCUGCUGAGGGAAAGCCAGGGGUGAAGCGGAGGAGGCGCGUCGCGAUGGUGCUUCCCAUGGAGGCAGAGGGGGUUCAGGUCGAGAUCCCCAAGCUGGUGCGCCCGGUGGACAGCUGGGAUGUCCACGACCCUGAGGUCACCCUAUUGCGCCAACCUGUGAGGGUCAGCGAGCUGGUGGGGCGGGACUUUGCAGAGCUCAGCGCGAUGGAGUGCCUGUCCGCCCCUUGCCCCAGGGCACCUCCCCCCUGCAAGACUGGAUGGAUGGGGCUUUGGCAAUCCGCGCACAUCUACUCCCUGCAGUGGGCUCAAGAGGUGAAGGUCCGCAUCUUCUGCUGUGCCUGCCCUGAAAAACACACAAUCCACUUCAAUGGUGAAGCCCUUGGCCUCUUCGCCUGGACAAGGGGGGUCAUCGUCACCCAAGCAUCGUGCCAGCUUCUGCUACGAUCCAUUCAAGAGUCUGGUUCCGCUUCCAACGGCUUCAUUUCUGCAUGUGCGGAAGUGCGGCGGCAGUACAAACCAAGUGCGGUGCUCCUCUCGGAAGAGACCUGGCGCAAGGCUAGCCUGAGUUUCUUCCGGCUGUGUGGACGAUCCAUCCUGGAGUGUUGCAGCAUCUGCGGGCUGCAUCCAAAGGUACUUCUCUGCGACGGCAUCGCUGGUCUGGCUUGCGCCGACGGCGGGCGCCAGAAAGGGGGCUUGGCAGGCACCAGCGCGGCGGCCGUGCGCCCAUUCACAGCGCCGAGCCAGGAUUCUGCUGGGUUCAACGUGGAGAAGACCAUCGAGGCGGGCGUCAACUACUGCGCUACGUCUCUCGAGGGGCGGGGGAUGAAGCGGCGUCUUGUGAUCCAGCCUGAGCUGCGGGCGCUGCUUGCGCGGUUCAGUGGACAUCAUCUAAAGGACCCCGGAAGUGGGAAGCCCCUCGCUCAAAAGGAGUACGUGGAGUUGCCGAUUGCGCUGGAGCGGGCUGACGUCGAAGUGGUGGCCGGCUUCGUGGCAGACCCAGCUGAUGCUGAUGCAGACCCCAUUCUCCUUCACUGGAGGCGGCGGAUCUUGAGGGAGCAGGUUGGGCAGAUCCGCUCCAAGAACGAAGCCGUGCUCGAGCUCCUUGAUGGGAUUGAGCGAGAGGCGAUGCGUGAGAACUUGCGCUGGCCCCCGCGCUGCCCCGGCAAGUGGUCCGAGCUGCUCUACGGGCUGGGCACCCCUCUCUCCGUCUCGGACGAUUCAAAUCUCAUUCAGCACGGACGGGCGCUGGCUGUCGUGCGAAAGUUCCUCCUCGGGGGCGCAGCAAACGGCAAAGACAAAGCCACCUUGGCUGAGCAUGCGCCAGUCUUGCGGCGCCUGCUCGACCACUACGGUAAUGUCUACCCGGACUUCUUCAUGCCCGCUCUGCACCACCUGUAUCGGCUGACUUUGUUUGGCCGCGGAGCGUGCGGCCUGGGAAUUGGGCGAGCGGGGUGGGCCCUCUCGGCCAUCGAAGGGCUUGACUACUGCGUGAGGCUGGCCAGAGACUUCCGAACGCAGGAAAACGCCCCAAACGCUGAGCAGCUAAAAGUGUUCCGCUUUUGGGAGGCACGUGCCAACGACCUGCUGCCCGGCGUCGAAAGCCUAACCCCUCCAGCCCCACAGCAGUACCCUCUGUCCCAGUCGGAGCUCCAACUUCUGCGAGACAGGUUGGGGCUCGAGGCCGACGGCUCUGAACCUCACGCCCUUCCUUCCGACCACCCGUUCUGUAAAGAGCAACGCAAGCUGGGCUGCUAUCCCCUGCCGGGCUGGGAGCAAAAGCGGCCUCUCCCGCAGUACAAGCCAUUUGAGGACGAGCUUGGGAGGUCCGUUGAUCGCCGAGAAGAACAUCGCUGCCGAAGCGGGCUUACAGUGGGCGAGUUCGACUGUGAGAUCGCUGCCAAGAGCAGCGUGAAGUCUGCCAAGCGGCUGCAGCAGCACACCAAGGGCGGUUUUUUGUUCUGCUGUCCUCACAGAGUGGUGUAUGGUUUUCACGUGAUGAUGCGGGGGGAGUCGCCGAGAGACCCAUUCACCGUGCUCUACACGCGCCUGCACCAACGGAACCUUCCAAACUUCCUUAUUUACGACAACAGCUGCAAGCUUCAGGCGUACUGCAUGAGACGCGAGCCGAUCUUCUUAGCGGACGUCCGCUUUCUUGUGGACAGAUUCCAUUUUCAACGCACGGAUGCAGAGGCGCACAAGUGCGGGCCGGGCUUCAACCCGGACUACUACGACGCUGUCCGCUUCGUCAACACGUCCGCCGUUGAGAGUUGCAACUCGUUUCUUGUCAGAUUCAAAACCUUAGCGUGGUACUCUAGCUUAAAUGCAUUCAUCGUCAUCCUGGCUAACGUUGUCAGCGGGCGAAAUUCGAAACUAAGGCGGGUUGAUGACCCUAAAUUGCGGAUUGCGGGUAGGGUAGACCUUUGGACCCCAGCGGUACGGGCAGCCCUCUUGAACCGUUGGUAGAUUGUAUAUGUACUUGAGCCUUCAUUGAGUGCGGUCAAUGCUCUUGCAAGUUUUAUUCAUGUGGGCUGGAUUUGUAGGGAGACUCUAGCUCAGACACCUCUGGCA